AUGGUCACAAAAGAACAAGUAUCGCAGUCUGGAAUUACCGGGGUAAAUCAAAAUGGGCGUGAUGACUUAACGGUACUUCUCGUGUCCGCUCGGCCAGGAAAAUCUAUCCCUCCAGUAGGUUUAAUUGGAAAAACUGCACGUACUUUUGUUCAAGACGGUGCUAGUACAGAAUACGCCACUCAAGUACUUGGUACUACUCUUGAUAAUGGUCGUGUUUAUGCUCAAAUACUCUCAACAUCUAGCCGCGUGUUCUAUGAGAAAGAUAGUACUCUUCCAGAAUCAUCUAGAGUCGAUCCUUUUGUAGUUUAUCCCUCAAGAGUUGCACCUCAAGAUGAGUGGAAACUAUUUGGUGGAAUAAUUGAAGACGACAGCGCUGGAAAGCGAGAAGAAGCAAUCAUUCAUGAAGAAAUAUAUUCUUCUUCUUCAUCAUCAUCAAGCAGCUCUUCAGAACCUCACGACCGUGAAAAUGAUAUUUUUGAAGUCCGAAAGGAAUUCAAUGUUGAUACUCAUCCAAGAUUCAAACCUGCCAAGGUUAGAACACCUAAUUUACCAACUUACACAGUGAAGCAAGAACUGGUUGGAGGAUUUGCUGGUUCCGAUGACGCCAACGAAGAAGAUGGACAUAAAAGUUUUAAACCCCGAGUACCAAAGAUUUUUAAACAUUCAUCCGCUAAAGUUAAUUUGAAUAAAAAAGAAUCAACACCUCUUCAAACUGUUACUUAUCAUGGAUUUGCUGAUUUCACUACUACUGUUGGAGAUACAGUUAUUAUAUUUUCUCCAAGCACUUCAUCAGCAUCUCCCAGCCGUCCAGCAACAACAAUUAAAGGUGAUGCGACUUUGAGACCUGGUGAUGGAAACGCAGUAUUAAUUAAACCUACAAGUAUUGUCAAAGAUGAGAAAACCGUUGAUCCCAUGCUUGAAGCCAUCAAUGGGCAUUCUAGACCAGAAUCUAGUGUUUUAUCCUCAAGCAUGGUUGAUGAAUCUGGUGAUUCUUCAUCAAAAUCUACUCCUCUACUUUUGUUACCUGAAAAUGAAACUGCUCAGCCAACAGGCCUGCUCAAAGUUAUAGAUUCUACAACUUCUGCUGAUGGUACAACUACUCAUUAUAAGAGUCUUAUUUAUGGAACAUAUGUUGGUACAAAUUACGCUCAAAUUAUUCAUACCUCUUCUAAUGUUUAUUUCUUUCCUGAUGAAGCUAGCGUUUCUUAUGAUACAACGACCACAAAGUUUGAAGAAGAGACUGAAGAUUCUCUGACAACUCUUGGAGUAGAUUCAACAACUUCAUCAGAUUUGGAUGAAACUCUUUCUCCAGAGGUGAAUGAACUUACUACACUUUUAGAUGAAGUUACUGAGAAUGUACCGACAACUAUCAAGAUCUCCAAUACUACUCCAAUGGAGCCGGAGAUUCUUAAUGAUAUUGUUGAUCCCCAAGGGCGCAGUGUUAAAGGAGGUUCAGCUAAAAAUAAUAUUGACAAUGAAGAAAAGAAAAUUGAAUUCGCUACUAGAUUAUUGCCUUCUACUGCUUAUAAAACGUUCACGUACUUUACAACUUUCUUCAUCCCUGACCCGACACAUAAAGAUGUUACAACUACAUCUGUUAGGUCACGAGAAGUUGUGUCAUCAGAAGUUUCUUAUUUGACUGAAUUAAUUCUGCCUAGUGCUACUGAAACCGGUUCAAUGAAUACUGCUUUACCUCCUUCAAUAUCAUCAGUACCACCAACAUCUUCAACUCCGCCUGCAGAUUCAAAAUUAGAAGACGAAGAAUCAACAACUAAAAAAGAAGAAAUUGAACUCAUUUUCAAAACAUUAUACACCACUUACACUUAUUUAACAACUUUCUUCCAAGAGAGUACUUCAAGUGUAUCAAGUCGUGAAGUUGUUGAAACUAAUGUCGUGACUCAGACAAUCGGGCCUGAUGGAAUAUCUGGUGACUUCAUUGGACUUUUUAAUGAUGAAGUUUCUAUUACUCCAACAAAAAUAGUAGACUCUAUUCAACCAUCAAUAUUUGUUACUCCUGAAGACGAUGCAGUUACAUAUGAAGUACCUACCACGAUAGAAGACUCAAUUACAGAGUCAGGAUUGACUACUUUGAUGGAUCUGGAGAAUGAAAAAAUUAUGGAAGAAAAUAAGAAUAAAGCAGCAGCUCAACUUGAACCAAGUCCAGUACCUAAUCUCGCAACUGAAGUACCCAAGUAUGAAACGAAAACUUAUUUUACUACCUACACUUAUUUCACAACUAUUUUCGUUGAUGAUGAAACUGAAAUUGAAACAAGAACAGAAGUUUUUAGUAAUAUAGUGACUGAAAAAAUUGAACCAACAGCUGUAGUACCAUCUCCUGAACAAACUACUGUAGUCGCUACUACUCCCAAGAGUGAUGCUGCUGCUGCACCACCAGAGAUUUUAGCCUAUUUGGAAGCUUUGAAGAAACAAAAAUCACAAGAAGAAGCUUUGGAAGCUGCUAAAAAAAUUCAAGAAUCUUCUAAUACAAGAGAAAUGAAAGCUAAAGUAGAAGAUAAGACUGAAAAGCCAUUAGAAUCUAAUUCAGUUGCAACCACAACAGAAAAAGUACCUAUUGAUGGUGAAGUACUUGGUUCUAUGAUUACUGAUGUUAUUUCUUCCUCAAGUUCUUUUGAUGGACCAAUUUUAGAACCACCUAUGGACAAAAGAAACGUGGGCUCUACUAUACCAGAAGAUCAAGAGUUAUCAGAGUCUAAUCAUCAUGAGGUAGAACCAGCGCCAACGCUUCUCCUCCGUACAAGUUUCACGACAUUUACAUACUUUACAACAAUGUACAAAGGAGAUGCAAGUGAUGUGACAUCUCGUUUAGAAACUGUUACAAAUAUUGUUACAGAAACUAUAAGACCUACUCCAACUGUUGAAAUAUCAGCCACUGAAACCAGCAGCCUUCCCGUUACUUACUUUACUACUUUCACUUAUUGGACAACGUUUUAUCGAGCAGGAGAUACAAUCACGACCAGCCGAGAGGAAACUGUAAGUAAUGUAGUUACCCCUGGAAUAUCAGCAACGCCCACUGCUCAACUUGGAGUCAUCAUGACCUAUCGUCCAGAUGAGGUUGUUGAUGAGGUAGCAGCGAAUACCGACAAAACAAUUGCUGACAAUGAAGUGAUGGAACAAGAAAAAGGCACUACUCCAAUCCCGGCAUCUAAAGAAGUUAUUUAUGCAGUUCCUGAUGAUCAAGCUUCUAUAGAUACAUCAACUAUUAAUCCAGAACCAACGACGUAUUAUACAACUUUCACCUACUUCACGACUUCUUAUAUUGGCAAUGAGACUAUUUUGAACUCACGACUGGAGACAAUCACGAGUGUAGAUCUUGGAAGUAUUCCUAAAGCAACAGGAAGAGCAAUAGGUGGCCCAGUGUCGAAGGUCCAAGACUUAGAAAGAGAAGAAAAAGUGAAACCACUCGAAGUAACUCCCACGAAAACAUCAGAAGAACCCAAGACAGGUUUAUUGUCAACAAUCAGAUCUAGUGAUGUUACUAAUGGUACGACAACUCAUUACAGCACAGAUAUUUAUGGAACAUACAUUGAUGGAUUGUAUGCUCAGGUUGUACAAAGCACUACAAGCUUAGAAACUCCAUCAAAUACUCCAGCAGUUUCACCAACCUCUGUAGCGACUCCACCACUUCCCACAGGAGUUCUUUCGUUAAAUAAAGGCAGCAUCAUUGAUGCUGAUAAAGUGACGACAGUUUACUUCGCCACUAGUCAAAUUGGCACAUUGAUAGAUGGUCUUUAUGCUAAGGUGAUUGAAAGUACUUCGAGUACGAAGAUAGAUGCAGAGAGAAAGGCUACGUUGAAGCAGCCAGAGGAAAGACAUAGGACUGGAUUAGUCAGAUUAAUUAAAGGACAAAUUGAAGUUGAUGGGUCGACAGUCAUUUAUCAAUCGAAAGUUAUCGGUACAAGUAUUGAAGGAAGAUAUGCACAAAUUAUAGAGAGUACAUCUAGUUACAUUGUACCUUCAGCAACAGUAUCACCAACUGGUAAAGUUUCUCUUCACGCUACACUAGCACCUGGUCUUCCAUCACCUACUCCAGCUGUCAUUCAAUCAUCAAUAUCUGAUGGAAAUCAUGAUGAUAUUUCAAAUGAGGAUGAAAAUGAAGAGGACGAAGAAGAAUCAGAGGAUGGAGAUGAAUUAGAUGAAAAUGGUCAGAAAGAAAAGAAAAAGUCACGUCUUACAUUCUCGAGUCGUAAGAGAACAUUUACUCCUGCUAUCAGACCAUUCUUAUCUCGUAGUAGACCGACGUUCAAUCCAAAGAGAAAAGGUGCCCAAGGUGCCACUACGAUUACUCGCACUGACAUUACACCAACUAUCACUGCAACAUUAGCAGGAAGUAAAGGAAACCGUUUUGCCUCUUCUCGAGGAAGACCUGUUUCUUCAGUAUCCCCUACGGCGUCUAUCAAUUCCUCUCGACGUUUCUCUGGACGUAGAAAUCCUUCAAGCUCUAUACCGGUAACGGCUUCGAGUGUACGUGGCAGAACAUCAGGAAGGAUUUCAGCAUCACCAACAUAUUCUGUUGCUCGACGUGGACCAAGUUCCAUUCGUGGUUCUUCAGCAAGGCCAGCUAUCAGAGGAUCGAGUUCAAUUUAUCCUGGAGCUUCUUCGAGGUUUAGAGGUGUCAUCAGACCAUCAUCUACGCUAAUCAAAUCACUUCAGACAGCUAAUCCAUCUCAAAUAGUAAAGUCAGACGAUCAAGAAGAUGAAGCAAAUGAAUUUACAGCAACAACUUUGGUAACUGAAGAAACUCCUUUCCCAACUAAUUUCGAUGACUUUGAAGAGACUGCUACAACGAUUCCAGUGAAAACAACCACUGAAUCUUCUAGGAGGUCUACAAAUCCUCUUCUGAGAUUUAGACGACCAGUAAAUCUAACUCCAGCUUCUCGUGGAACUCCUCUACCAAGAAGAACAACUACAACUACUACUAAAGCUCCAGUAUCUUCAAGGAAUUCUAAUGCUCGGUCUCUGAACUCUCCAACACUUCCUCCGUUUGCUCCAAGGUCUAGAACUAGCAAUCGUUUAUUUCCGCCGAGGAAUUUUAUUAAUCAACGACAACCAGAUCCAGUAGAAGGAGCAGAGAAUGUUGACGAGACAGAAACUAAUAUUGAAGAUGAUAAAUUAGUCGAAGAAAUUAUUGAUAAUGACUACGAAGGAUCAGAAAAUAAUAAAAGACGUCGAGUUCCUUCAAGAACUGAAGUAACUUCUACAACACCUAGAGCUUAUAGUAAUAGAUUCUAUGCUCAACGAAGAAGAUCAAAACGUCAAGCACCUGCUGUGCGACCUUAUCAGCCUAAUCGAUAUCGCAGACCACUUAGUAAAUCUGCUGAAGAUCGAUCAGAUGUAGAUGUUUCAAGUUCUAAUGAUGAAGAAUCAACAACAAAGACAAGUAAUAGAUACAGCAAUGUCAGAGGGAGAUCUUUAUCGACUUCUAGACCACCAGCCAAAAGCAGUUUAGAAAAAUAUCAAAGUGAUUCCGGUGAAAUUUCUAAUCCAAGAACAAGAAGACCAACAGCUCCAAAAGUAAAACCCACUCCUACUACACCAUCAUCUGGAAGACAAUUUACUCUGCGAGAGAAGAAUUUAACUUAUAAAAGAACGUCUUCAAAGCAAGAUACCACUAGGAGACCGAGUUCAAGAGUAAGAACUAGUGGAAGAAGGACAACAGAAUCAUCUUAUGAUGCACGACGUGGUACUACUUCAAGGUCAUCCACGAGAUCACGAACUAAUAACAGAAGAGUAUCACAGAGAGGUAGAGGAGGAUCACGGGAAGAUUUGUCAGGUUACUGGAAAGAAGAUGGAACUAUUACAGUAACUCAUUAUAUUCCAACUGAAGUGACGAUUCCUGUGGUGUCUAACGGUGCUACAGAAUACAAGAACAUCAUCACACCCAGUCCUAGUGUUGAAGUUUUAGGUCCUGAGAAAUAUAAUACAGUUACCGGGGGUGAUGGACGUCCAUUGGUGAUCAUAGCCAGUGAAUCAAGUGGAGUAAAUCAUCUCGGUCAGACAGAAGUUACGCGAUUCCUCCUUCAUAGCACACCUACAAGUAGAGUAUCUCAUACACUGACAACCAUUGGCGGGCGUCGCGUGUCUCAGUCGCUUAUUGUUCCAUCAACUGUUUAUUCAGUGGAGAAUGUGGUUUCAACUGUUCCACCAUCAAUAAAUAAUCAAAAUUCACCUCUUGCAAAUAUUCUUUUGUCUCAAUUGCUUCUUGGACAAUUGGGCCAGCCAAAUAAUGUUCCAGCAGCAGAUGCGACUCCAACAACUCAAUAUAAAACCCGAACAACAACUUACGUAACAACGAUAACUAAAGAAAAAAGUACAGUAAUUCCUUUGACAUUUAGAGGCAAAGAAAUUCUUACAACUCUUGUUGACUCUUCAACUAAUGUUGUCACAGCUACAGAAUUUAUUACAGACACCGUGGUAGUUACUCCCACUGCUACACUUCCAACUGCAAACUUAAAUUCACUACUUCUCCUUCUACAACAAACUCCUCAAGCUCCACAACAGCCUGUACAAGAUCCUCUAUUUGCUGCUGCGCCAAUUUUUAGUCAAAGUAAUUCACUUCCUGGUGAAACAGAACGAAAAAGCCAACCGGUAGAUCUUGAUUAUCGUUCUGAAGAUGAAUCCUCAGCGUCAGCCGAAGAAUUCGAUAAGCCAGUGAAGUCUAAGGACAAAUUGCGUAAGAAAGAAGCAAUAGCAGAGAGUAGUGUUGUGACAAUUUUUGUUUCUGGUAAAAGACCUGGAGAAUUUAGUACAAUUUUAUCAACAGUUAAGGUCGGCGAGGAGUCAACAGCUUCAAGAAGAAGACGAGAUCUCGUUGAAGAGGUACGACCAUCAAUUCCACCGUCUUUAUAUGGUCAACCAGAGGCUACCUCAGGUCUAAGUCCCAGUGAAGAAUUUACGAGUGUGCACGCACCAACCCAGAGUCUUGAGAGCGUUGUGGGUGACGUCGGACGGCACAUCUCCACGUCCAUCCGUUCAAUUUUUGACGAGAGAAACAAAGUAAGGAUCGUCUUUUCAGAUGAUACUUAUGGAGAUAUAUUCUAUGGACAAAAAUAUCCACAAAGAGUUCGUUCUGAAGAUUACUUUGAUGAACAACCUGAGGAUUAUGUUCAAGAUAAACGUAGGAAAGUAAUACGAGUACGUGUACCAUCGUAUGUAUCUCGUGAAAACGCUGAGAGACAACACAAAUACACUGUGGUUAGAAAAAGACCGCUUGUACACUAUACAAAGUCCAUAAAUCCUGAGGAAGUUAUUCCUGCUUCAUCUACACCACGCAGAAUUGUCAUCACACGUGUUCGAAAUCUUGGUGCUAGGUCUAGACAGUUUUUUGAUGAAGACUUGUCUUAUCCUGCACAGAGAACAUAUUCAAGGAAACACAAGGUCACAGUGACUCGAACUAGAAAGCUGAGACCAACUUUGAAUGCAGAAAUAACAAAGACACCAAGAACACGUGUGACGAGGAAGAAACUUGUCACAGUAAGACCAGUUAUCACAUCAACUCCAACGUACGCUAUUAUUACAACUGGUUUUUAUGGAAUUCCUAAUGAUGAAGAUGAAGAGGUUGAUGAAGAUGAAGAAAAAAUUGAAGAAAAUACGGAAGAUAUAAAAAGUGAAAUAGAAGAGUCGGAAAGAAUAUUACCGAGUAUUGUAGGCUCGGUUAAUAACAUUGAAGAUAGACCAGAUAUAGAUGAAGUGGAGGAAGAUGGAGAUUUAGAUCCUGCGAAGUUGGAUUUAGACAUCUCUGAAGAAUUAACCACAACUAGCACUCCAGUUCCAAUCAUUAUUACAGAUAAUUUUUUCUUUCCGGCAUCAUCUGAAGAUGAUGACAGUGAAACUGAUGAUGAUGAUGAUGAUCAGAAUAGUGAAAUGGAAAAUGAAGAAGUAACCGUCAAAGAGGAGAUUAUUUCAACUACGGAAGAAAAUGAAAAUAUAGAAGACGAAGGGGAUGAGGAAAAAAUUGAAGUUACAACAGAAAAAGAAGACUUUUCUGAUAAUGUCACAGAAAAUCAAGAAAUAAAUACAACUGAGUCUUCACCAGUGACUGAAGAAUCUCCUCCAGAAGAUAUUACAGUCACAGAAUCAUCACCACUAGAGUCUACUACAGUUGAAGAAGUAGAACAAAUUACAAUAAAAGAAGUUCUUCCAAAAUCCGUUGAAGAAAAAAUACCUGAAGAGCCUGUUGUAAUUAAAAAAGAAUUUACAACAGAAAAAAUACUUGAGUCGACUACACCAAAAACAGAAACAUCUUCCGAAGCUGCUGUAGAUGACGUGAAAAUACCAGAAGUUACUAAAGCAACGAUCGAAUCAUCUUCUGAAUCUACAACUCCAACCAGUACUACUACAAAUGAAGUUAUCUUGGAACCAUCUUCUUCCACUACUCCGGAAGAAAUAGACAAAACUUCUCUUAUUCUGCCAAAAGAUCCAGAAGAACAAUUAAGUGUUGUACCUUUGGACGCUGAAUUUAUUUCAUCAUCAAAUCUACCUUCUAAAGAACAAUCAAUAGCAACAAUUGAUAUCAUACCAAGUGUGAUUCCUCUAGAAUCAUCAAUGAGUGUGAUUGAAGAUCAUCAGUCGACCUUCCAAUCAACAGAAACUCUUAAAACUGAAUCUUCAAGAACAACAACGACUCUAGUGGCUUCUCCAACUCCUGAAGAAAUAGAAGCAGGUCUUUCAGACGAGUUGUAUCUAUCACUCUCGAGACCUGAUUUCCCAGUGAUAUCUUCAUCAAAAAUAAAAGACGACAAAGACUCUGAUGACUCUUCUAACUUGGAUCCUCAUUCCACUCCAACUAUUAUCUAUACUGAGACAACUGUUACGUCUACUAGAUUGCGGACUUAUACUUACGUUGUGACAAAGUUAAAUGGAUUAGAAACACAAGUGACGUCUUCAACGACUGUCAGACCUCGCGUGACAACAUUGACAUUGACAGUACCUGUGACAAUAGUACCUUCUUCUAUCGACAAAGUGGAAUCUAUGCAUCUUAGCACCAUCUCUACUGCCUCAGGUCGGGAGCUCGAUGCAGAGGGUGAAGGUAGAAGACUUAAACUAGCAACAAGAAUUAUGUCAAACGGGGUAGAAGUUAUUGUGGCUGGUCCCACACCAGCAUUGCGAUGGGAAAAUUCAAAUCCUCAACCCACACUGACUCUCUCCGAUGCAGUGGUAAUGCUUAUGCCGCAAGAAGAUCCCAACGAAUUUGUCACUAAAACUUGCACAACAACAUUUACUUAUUUAAAUACAAUCACUAAAGAUGGAACAACUAUUGUUUCCACUGAUCAACAGGUCAUCGCAAAUACAGCAACAGAGGAACGCCAUAGAAAGCCAGGAUCAGAGUCGGCGGCAGUUACACUCGCAGCAUCGCCCACCCUGAGAACUGAAGUAUUCAAGACAACCUACACAUACCUCACAUUGAACACAGAUCAUCCGGAUGCGGACAAUGCCCUAAGUAGCAGUCAGAAAGUCAUUACGAAUACAGUGACGGCACCACAGCAUUAUUUAGACAUGAUUUUAGAACCUUCUGAAGCACCACCACCACAAACUAAUACUUACCUUAGCACGAGGGUUCUUGAAAAAACAUUUGUUGAAGAUGGUGUUACCAAAAUUGAAACUAGAAGUGAUAUGAUAACAAGAUUAAUUAUCACUGAAUCUGUACCACCACCUCCACGUCCAACAAGUGUUACAACAACACUUACAGCUCUCGAUGAUCCAGAGGAUACUCUCACAGACAUUCUGAAAACACAUUACAUCACAUAUACUUAUUAUAAUACUUAUCUGGAGAAAGGUAGCAGUACUGUUGUACGUACAAACGUCGCAACUUCAACAGAUGUUACAGUGGAGAAGGCUCCUAAGAAGACUGCAGUUAUCGAUACACAGGUGACGGCAACACCAAGCCCUGAGCCUAUAAAAAUAUUUGCUACUAAGACAUACUUGACGACGUUCACGUAUUUUACCACGCUACUCCAGGCUGGUCCAGAUGGUGAAACUUCAACAACAAUUUCUUCAAGGUCUACUGUAGUAAAAAGUGUUGUAACGGAAUCUAUAGCACCAAGUUUACUUAAUGCUGGAUAUAUGAAUCUUUUAACAACAUCACAUCAUUCUGAUUCAGUGAAAAAUGUCGUCACGGGAUCAACGAUUAUUUACUUUGAUGAAGACGAUCAAAUAGAUUCAUCAAGUACUAGUACACAAAUUCAACCAACAGUUUCGUUGGAUUCUUCUGAAACUGCUAUAGAACAUUCUGAAAUUACUUCUACUAAUCCUUCGAAUAUGGAAGAGGCACAGAAAGAUGAGCCUGAAAAUGAUGUGGCUGAAACUAAUGAUGGAUCUGAUGGUUCUGUAGGAGGUGGUUUGUUGAAUCUCGGCUCUUUAGGAAUUAAUAGUCUGUCGGCAUUGGGACCUGUUAUUACGGCAAUGGCAGGUCUUUUACAAGGCAAACCAUCUACUAAUCGUCGUAAUGACACUAUAACUACCCCCUCUAGUCCACCAGUCGUUCAUAGAGAACCCGCGGAAGUAACAACUCCAAGAUCUCCAAUUUACAUUCCAGUGUCAGAAUUUAUUGAUGGUGAUAUUGAAACAGCAGAGAGUCAAAAUAUUGCAGCACACUUGGUUAAUCCAAAUCCUAAUUUUAUUCCAGAAACAAGACAUAAAGUAGCUGCAAGUAUUGUUGAUGGUAUUCCAAUAUCUCCUGGUGAGGUAAUCACUGCGAAUAGUGAUGUUAUUAUUGGUAAACCUGGUAUUUUAGCUCCAAGACCACCUCAAACGUAUCUUCAAAAUGGAAAUAAUCAAAAUUUUGGAAUGAAGCCUCCACCAGUAUCAGUACCAAAUAUACCUGUUCAUCCUGUUUUAGAAGUAUUAAAAGACGAAGAAUUAACUGAACCAACAAGACAAGCUCAACAUGUUUUGUAUUCUCACCCUAAACGCCCACCUAAAAUUCCAGGAUUGUUUAGUAAAGAGCCAAUAAAACCUCCUUUAAAACAUGAUCUCAUAGAUGAUCCUUUACUCAAACCACCAAAUCGACCGAAUAUUGACAAAUAUGCGAAUCCAAAUAUUAAUCCUAAAGAACCUGAAUGGAUUAUUGAUAGAUUAAAACGACCUUGGAAUUCUCAUAAAGGUUUAGUACCUCCUCCAGUGCCUCCAACACCAUCACGCGUUGAUGAUGGUUCUAACAUGUACGGACAAGGUCCUAAACCGUGGCAAAAUCGUCCAAUUGAAGAUUCUUAUCGUCCUACUUGGGCACAAAAUGAUCAAAUUAUUACUGCAGUAAAUCUUGAAGGUUCAGAAGUCAAGCCUGAACUCACAGAAGCGCCUGAACCAAUAAUUCAUCAAGUUCCUCAUGUCAUAGACAGGUCAACGGGUCAGCCUUUGCUUGUAAAUAUUCAGCCAAGUCAAGUAGCGAACGUUGUUAUACCUCAAGGAGGCACUCAAGCUUUGAUAUUUGGAGACACCAGUGAGCCCCAUAUUACUGGACAGUACUUUGAUGAUCCAUCGCCUUAUCCAGAGCAUGACAGAAAUCCUGGACAAAUAAAUUUUAAUAGACCAGAUAAUAAUCCAGCAAAUUUUAUUGUUCCACCUGCUCCUCCUUCUGUUAAUUAUAAUAAACCACCUCAAAAAUCUUAUCCACAUACCAUUCCUAUUUCUAAUACUCGAGUUCAUCAACAGUUUCCUCCAUCUCAUGAUAAAAUUGAAAUCCCGGCGAAUCGGCUGGACAAGAGACCAUCAGAAAUUCUCUUGAUUCAACGACCGGAAUCUCAUAAACAAUCAAGUCAAGGUCAAGUACACACGGAAAUUUUAGUUCACUAUUCACCAGAUACAGAAAAUGUUCAUGGAAAUGUUAGACCUCAAUCAAAUCCACAUCAAGCUUCGUUUCCGCCUCCACGAAGAGAUUAUUACAAACCUACGCCGAAUGAACAACUUCCACCACGAAGAACCGCUGACAUUUCAUCGCCUACGGACACUUCCAGCCAUCAUCGCUACAAUUACCACCAUGAAAAGCCAAACAGAACUCUCACAAAUGAUAUCUUGAAGCAGAAAUGGAAAAACGAUAGAACGAAGCAAAGGAUUACUGUAAUUAGACCACGACCACCUCUAAGAAGACCUGUCCAUUAUUCUCAUCCUGACAGAGCUCCAGGAUAUGGAACUAGAUCAAAAUAUCCACCUUAUCGACCUAUGUCAUCACAUAUACCGCAAGCUUCUCAUCCACAACAGAUUCCUAUUAAUUGGCAGGAUGAUACUAAAGUUGACAAACCCCCUAAUAAUCCUAAUAAUUUUCCAGAAUCUCAAGAUUCAUUAGAAAAUGUACCAACAGGAGCUAUUGGUUAUAGAAAUCCGUUGAUUGGAAAUGCAAAAAGACCAAUGUCUUCAAUUCCAAUGCAACCAACGAACUAUCAACCUUCUCAAAAUUCACCUCCUCAAAAUCAUCAAGUUUAUCAGCUUCCCCCUGAUGUGAGUCCACCAAUAGUUCAUAGUUUGGGAGAAAUUCUUCCUCGUCCAGAUGAACCAGAUAUUCCGUGGUCAGAAACACAAACCGAAGCAGGCCUUGAUUCUACUGCUGAAGAGUCUGAAGAGAGUAUCAAAUAUCAUGAACAUGCUCCGCAGCACCACAAUGAGUAUGAGACUUAUAUGAUAGGACAUCAACAUGACCCAGAAGGUGUUGUAAUUGGAGAUGAAGUAGAAGAAGAAGAAGUUCAAAGUCAGAAAAAUGAUAAUACAGAACAACCACAAAAUACUGAAUUUUCAAGUACAGUAAUUACGCCUGUAACUGAAGAACCAGUUUCACAGGAAAAUCAAACAGAAAAACUCCUUGAAAAUCAUAAUAAUUAUCCUUCAAUGAAUAUAGAGAGUCCAUCAGUUAUUUACGAAGAUAACGUUGAAGUAGAAAGUCAAGAACAUAAAGAAUUCAAUAAAGAAAAACCAGAAUAUGAAGUAACUGAAGAUGAGUCUUUUGGAACUAAAAUUCAAAAAACUGAAGAAAGACCUAAUGAACAUGAUGAAAUGAAUUCAAAUUCACCUGAAAUAAUUUCUCAGUUUGUCCCUGAGAAACCAUUCGAGGUUAAACCUGUUCAAGAAAUGAUGCAAACUCCACCUUCAAGUCCUGAGCAACAUCAAGAACAGCAAAACUAUGGAGAGAGUCAUUUGAAUUUAAGUCCUCCAGGUGGUCAUGCGCGACCUCAUUCCAACACCUGGGGAGUUCCAGAGAAAGCGGACAAUGAAAACAAAUAUUAUUCUAACAAGAGGAACUUGACAAUAAUUCAACCAACAUAUUCUCACGGUAAUUCAAAUUUUAAUUAUGUAAAUACAGAAAUAAUUCGCACUGAAACAACAACACCCGCAGCGGGUACUCGAGUUCAUCCAGCAUAUCCACACAUUCUCACUAAACCAAGACCUGUAGUACCGGGCCCAAUUACAAUUUCCACAGGGUCUUCGAAGGUGAGAUUGUCCGCUAAGAAUAAAACAAACAAUGAAGUGUCAUUACAACCUGAAAGAACAAGAAUAACAAUGCGUCCGAUAAUUAUUCAUACUAAAGAUAAAAAUAAAGAAACGUUAGAAACUGCAUUUCAAACUAACUUCGCUACUCAUGAAGACGAAGAGAAUGUUUCUAAUGUAAACAGGAAACCUAUUAAACCAGAAGCUGGUUCUAGAGUGCCUUCAAGAGAUAUGAUGCCUCCACCUCCAACUAUGACGGUCCUUAGAGACAGAAUAAGUAAUAAUGAUGGAGAAGCUGAUUUAAAACCUCCUCCAAUACCGGCAGAUGUCGUUGGAAUGUCACCACCUCCAGUAGAUAUAACUACUACAACUAGAAGACCAAUUGUCAAUACUGUGAAUGAAUUAGGUCUGAGACCACCACCACCAAACUAUAUUCCUCUAGAUACUUCAACAGUUGUAGGAGAGACUCCUCCACCACCUCGACCGCCACCGCCAUCAUUACCAAAACCUUCAAAACCUUUCUUGGUGGAAUUACUUUCUCAGGAUAUGGUACCACCUAGACCUCCGGUUAUUGAAAGUUCUAGGCCAAUUGAAAUUGCUACUGGUAGACCUGCUAUUGCAGUGUCUGGGUCAAUUCAAAUUGCAACCGCUGUCGCAACUAGUCAUAUUCCAGUAAUGCAAGAUAUUGUAGAGUCUACUAUUCCAAUCAUUCAUGGUACUGUUGAUCUCCCUGUCAUGAUGGAUGUAUCAGAGAUCAUUAGGUCUUCGGAAACUAGAAAGCCGGAACACGUGAGCGUCUAUACUGUUAGACCGUUUGAAACGAGACCAGUCUUAAGAGUAUCUGUUCAACCAACAACCAUAGUUUCUACAAGUCUAAUAAUGCCAACACGGGUCAAAUUCACCCAUAUCUAUUCAACUAGCACACAAACACGUACUCCAGUUCGAACCAAAGUUACGUCUCAAGAAACCGUGAAAAAACCUUCAGUAAUACUAGAAGCAAGUCGUCAAAGUAUUCCUGUUACUAAGUUGAACUCAACACAAUCGUUGAACUACAAACCACAUACAAUUAAGCAGAGUAUCAAUCCAACUGAUGUACAACUUACUACAACAACAAGGCGUAAAUACGGUAGUUCUACGACGAAAGUUCAAAGUUCAAUUAUUAAAACAAUGAAAGAGGUUACUGUAAAACCGACAACUCAUGAAAAGAUACGAAAUGUCACAAGUUCUAUUACUCCUCUAGAAAUAAAACCUAAAGCUGUGACUCAUUUCAAGACUUUGACAGUCACUAGGACAGAAACAUCAGUUGUAGGAUCUCCACCGACAACAAGAACACUGUUGCUUACCCAUACUUUAACAUCAACCAUUGUAGAAACAGUGACAGAAACUUUACUACGGCCUACUAAUGUUAUAAUAACAUCAGUUACAACAAUUCUUCAACCAGCUACUCGUUUGCCAACUUAUGAAAAUUCUCCCGACAACAUGGAUUCAAUAUUUGUAGUAAUGAGUGAUCAGAAUCCUCCAGCAGUAGGUGCUGAAGAAGUCGAAGCAGAAUAUGGAACGGAUGAAGAAGUUUCUCGUGAUGAGCAAGAUCCUGCUGGUAAUGAAAUCCAUCGAGUAUUAUCUGGAAGUAUUUUAGGUGCUUCAAUAGUUCCGCAUUGGUCAACAACGCCUCAAUGUCAACCAGAAUGUAAAUCAGUCAAAGCUGAGGUAUGCGCUCAAGUCGGUGGAGAAGCAAGAUGUAUCUGUCAACCAGGAUUUGCUCGAAUGUUUCCAGAUCGACCUUGUAAGCCAACUUACACCUACACUGUUCGUGUUGGUCUCGACCGUAUUGGUAGGGAAUCGAUCAGAUAUAGUCAGGGAAUGAAUAAUGCAACAUCGCCUGUAUUUAAAAAACUUUCUGGUCCUAUUAAAGAGGCUCUUGACAGGACUUUAAUGCAAAGUGAUUUGAGAGAUAUCUAUAGAGAUCUAAAUAUUGUCAAAUUCCAUCCAAAUCCUAUGCAAGUUGAGUUCCAUGUACAGUUUACUGACAAUACUAAUGAAACAAAAUUGAAAGAAGUGCUACAGAAAUAUGUAAUUAGUAGUAACUAUAGCUUAGGAGGAACUGAAGUUUAUGCAUCUAACGAUUUGGAUACUAUUGAUGCCCGAGAUUUUGAUGAGUGUUCAACUGAAGAAGGUGGACCUUAUCAUGACUGCUCACCAUAUGCAACUUGUUUUAAUCUUCAUGGGUCUUAUCAAUGUUCCUGUCAAGAAGGUUGGGCUGAUCUCUCCGAAAAUUCUGCAUACCCUGGACGGAUCUGUUCUCAAGCACCGCUUGGCUGUACCAGUUGCAAUAAUAAGGGCCAUUGCGUAGUCAAUUCUCACGGUCAAGAAGUUUGCGAGUGUUUCCCCUGGCACAGUGGUCAACGGUGCCAAGUCAACUUAAAAGUCUUGCUGAUUGCUCUCGUAACAACUGGAGCUAUUCUGCUGGGACUUCUUGGAGUAUGCUUGGCACUCGCAUGCCAUCGGCAUCCAGGAAAGAAAGGAAAAUCAAGUGAUAGAAGAGCUAUGAUUGCUACAGGAACCGGAGGUGAUACUAGUAGUGAAGGAAGUGCAGCAGACUUAGCUAUUCCUCAUCACGUGCCUCAUGUACUCCCUCCACCUCCAAGAUCGGCAGCACCACUUCCGCCAGGCACCAAGAGACCUCGAAAAGCUACUAAACAGUAUCGAACUUCAAAGAAACCUUAUGCAGGACCGUCAGGUAAAUUAAGUUUAACAGAUCCAGAACGUUCUCUAAGUGUAAUGAUUCCUCGAGCAAAGUAUCGAUCAGGACCUCAUUCACCACAGAAUUACUCAAAACCGCCUAUGAGUACUUUUGCGGCUGAAGAACACAAGCUCAUUAAUUAUCUUGAGGGAGGUCAAGCGAAUAAUAAUAGUAAUCGAAAAGCGAGUGUCAUUAGCACGACUAAAGAAUAUGUCAAGAGUUAUGAAGAGACUGGUAUUAGAGUUGCGAGGAAUCCCGCACCAAAUAAUGGUGCUCUUGUUAGUGCUGGUUUUCAGGUUUCAGCAACUGUAAUGAAAACUGUUGAUGGUGAUUCAACCUUAGAUGAUACUUUUGAACCAUCAACAUUGAAAACACUCCGAAGUACCACAGACUUUCAAGAUGGCACGUCAACUUUAGCUCGAUCUUGCGAUGCAACAACAAUUCAAGCAACAACAGAACUUUUACCUUUAGAUUUAGCUGAGGAAAACUCAAGUGUUGGUCGCUCGUAUGCUGGAGAUACAUCAAUCAAACAGCAGACUCCAAGUCGAGGAUCAAAAGACACUCGAGAUGCGAGAGAUAGUGCGAGUGAAGGUCCGAUUACUGCUGAAAGAGAUUUAGGUAGCACUCUUCGACUUCGACAUACACCUUUAUAUAAUCCAGACCGAGCAGCCAGUGAUCGUGACUCCAAUUUCGAUUCAUUAUAAAAAUAGAGUUUUACUAUAACUUGAAAUUCGUUGUUGCCAAAUAUUUUAAAAAAUGUGUCGUAUUUGUUGAAACGUGCUCUCGUACGUGCGUAAAAUCGCAAGGUUUCGAGAUGCAAGCCAUAUAAUGAAAAUGAUCGUGCCAGUCACUAUUUCAUCAUUUUCUCAUUUUAUAAAAGUUGAUAAAAUGAAAUAUUAAUUGUCUUUACAUGAUGUGUCGAUUUAUUUAUUUAUAUUAUUAUAAAAAAAAUGAUAAAUCUACAUCCAUACGUAUAUAUGAAUAGACAAUUUGAUAAUUUAUUUUUAAUUCAUUGAUAAGAUCAAUUAUAAAUAGAAAAAUAAGAUAAAAAUAUUUGUCGUGCCAAAAAGUUUUUUAAUUAUCAAAUUUUAUGUUUGAUUGAAUUAUAUGAAAAAAAAUUAUGUUAAAAAAUUAUAUGUCGUUUAUAAUUCGUAGAAUCAGGAAAAUACAAAAAUUUCAUUGUAUUUUUUGAGUCAUUUCCAUGUUGCUCAGCUUCGUUAUAUCAAUUUCUAUCUAAAUUAAAAUUUAAAAAAAUGAAGCCGUGCAACGUUGCAAAAUACGACUCAUUGAAUUGUGGGUAGUCGUGCAAAUAUUCAUUAAUUUAUUUAUAAUUGAAAGAAAAUUGUUAAUUAAAUUAAUUGAAGUACUUUUUGUAUCGUUGAGAACAAAAAGAUUAAUAUGGGAGUUGUCUGAAGGAAUAUGUUAUAUUAAAAGUAAUUGUAUUAACAUAAAAUAACAUUAUAAUUACAUACAUGUCUAAUUACUAUCGAAAGUCUCCACAUGUAUUUUUAUAUACAUUUACAAAAUGUCUAAACAAAAAAUUAUUCAUACUAACUUAUUCAUGCCCAAACUUAAAUUAAAAUUAUAUAAAUAUAUAUAUAUAUAUAUAUACAUACAUAACAUUGUCAUUCAGUGCAACAUAUACUACUGUAAUAUGUACGUACUGUGAAAUGCGUAUAUAAUUAUGUAUGCAUAGUUGUGUCUAUUGUACAUAUUGCCUUCUCUCAAUCUUUAUUACUUCGUAAAUAUUGUAUUUUUGUAUAAUUUUUAGUC
This is a messenger RNA of Chelonus insularis, 17944 nucleotides long. RefSeq names its product mucin-17. Bases 1 to 16875 code for a protein of 5624 amino acids. Gene Ontology annotation, molecular function: calcium ion binding. The transcript has 13 exons. The record is from RefSeq and is a predicted model, not a curated record. Lineage: Eukaryota; Metazoa; Arthropoda; Insecta; Hymenoptera; Braconidae.